AUGAGAAAGAUUGGCCAAAGGCGAGCUGUUGAUUAUACAAGUACUGUUGUCCGAUAUAUGCAGAUUCGUAUGUGGCAGCAGGGUUCGAGGGACAGAACAGUGUUACAACCUACCCCAGCAGCAGCCAUCGAUAUGUUGCCCACAGUUGCCUAUCUUGAUAAUCCAUCCACAGGUUUUGCUGCGAAGUUUGUUCAUACAUCUCUGAACAAAAAUCGUUGUUCAAUUAAUCGUGUUUUGAUUCGUAUGUGGCAGCAGGGUUCGAGGGACAGAACAGUGUUACAACCUACCCCAGCAGCAGCCAUCGAUAUGUUGCCCACAGUUGCCUAUCUUGAUAAUCCAUCCACAGGUUUUGCUGCGAAGUUUGUUCAUACAUCUCUGAACAAAAAUCGUUGUUCAAUUAAUCGUGUUUUGUGGACUCCUAGUGGGAGGCGUCUUAUAACAGGCUCUCAAAGUGGGGAAUUCACUCUUUGGAAUGGGCAGUCAUUUAAUUUUGAGAUGAUAUUGCAGGCUCAUGAUCAAGCAGUCAGGUCUAUGGUAUGGAGUUACAAUGAGAACUGGAUGGUCACUGGUGACGAUGGUGGCGCAAUAAAGUAUUGGCAAAACAAUAUGAACAAUGUGAAGGCCAAUAAAUCUGCACAUAAAGAAUCUGUCCGUGACUUAAGCUUCUGUCGGACAGAUUUGAAGUUCUGCUCCUGCUCUGAUGACACUACUGUUAAAGUUUGGGACUUUGCUAGGUGUCAAGAAGAGCGCUCAUUAUCUGGUUUGGCAAUUGGCAUCAAGAUGUUGCCCACAGUUGCCUAUCUUGAUAAUCCAUCCACAGGUUUUGCUGCGAAGUUUGUUCAUACAUCUCUGAACAAAAAUCGUUGUUCAAUUAAUCGUGUUUUGUGGACUCCUAGUGGGAGGCGUCUUAUAACAGGCUCUCAAAGUGGGGAAUUCACUCUUUGGAAUGGGCAGUCAUUUAAUUUUGAGAUGAUAUUGCAGGCUCAUGAUCAAGCAGUCAGGUCUAUGGUAUGGAGUUACAAUGAGAACUGGAUGGUCACUGGUGACGAUGGUGGCGCAAUAAAGUAUUGGCAAAACAAUAUGAACAAUGUGAAGGCCAAUAAAUCUGCACAUAAAGAAUCUGUCCGUGACUUAAGCUUCUGUCGGACAGAUUUGAAGUUCUGCUCCUGCUCUGAUGACACUACUGUUAAAGUUUGGGACUUUGCUAGGUGUCAAGAAGAGCGCUCAUUAUCUGGUAAUGUCCCUCAAAUGUCAAAAUGGAUAUACAAGGAGCUUAUUGGCCCCAAAUCUUGGCAAUACUUGACAACAACUAUGUUGCCCACAGUUGCCUAUCUUGAUAAUCCAUCCACGGGUUUUGCUGCGAAGUUUGUUCAUACAUCUCUGAACAAAAAUCGUUGUUCAAUUAAUCGUGUUUUGUGGACUCCUAGUGGGAGGCGUCUUAUAACAGGCUCUCAAAGUGGGGAAUUCACUCUUUGGAAUGGGCAGUCAUUUAAUUUUGAGAUGAUAUUGCAGGCUCAUGAUCAAGCAGUCAGGUCUAUGGUAUGGAGUUACAAUGAGAACUGGAUGGUCACUGGUGACGAUGGUGGCGCAAUAAAGUAUUGGCAAAACAAUAUGAACAAUGUGAAGGCCAAUAAAUCUGCACAUAAAGAAUCUGUCCGUGACUUAAGCUUCUGUCGGACAGAUUUGAAGUUCUGCUCCUGCUCUGAUGACACUACUGUUAAAGUUUGGGACUUUGCUAGGUGUCAAGAAGAGCGCUCAUUAUCUGCAGAGCCGUAUGAUUGUCAGACUGUAGUCAAUGUACAUGGGACUCUCUUUGGGUAUUGGGAACAGAAAAUACAUUUAGGGCAGUGUGUUGGAAUGUUCGUUGGGAUGCAUCUCCUAUAUGAAGACAAAACUGAUGUCCAGACUAGUUUCUGA
Messenger RNA from Ilex paraguariensis (yerba mate), 1917 nucleotides. NCBI's taxonomy places the organism in Eukaryota, Viridiplantae, Streptophyta, Magnoliopsida, Aquifoliales, Aquifoliaceae. The record is from the annotation of a GenBank genome assembly.